AUGCAGACAAGGGAAUUUGCCAUCAGGAUGUUGCUCCUGCUGCUUCUGCUGCUCCCCAAUAUAGUGUCCCAAGUACAAAGUGCUAAAUGCGCAACAAAUAAUCCCGUUCAUGUUCCACACGAGUGGUAUGAGCCAGGUGACCUGGUCAUUGGUGCAAUGGCAUCUCAUAUCUAUUACAUAGACCCCAAAUUAUCCUUCAAUAAACACCCUUCCCAGGUCUUCAUUGAUACCCCACUGGUGUUGACAAAGUUCUACCAGCAAAUCCUGGCCUUGGUGUUUGCUGUUGAUGAGAUCAACGAAAAUCCCAGGAUGUUGCCCAAUGUCUCGCUCGGGUUCCACAUCUAUGAUAGCUAUUAUGAUUCAAAGAUGACCUACCGAAACACUCUGGACCUGCUCUUUAAAUCACAUCACUUUGUUCCCAACUACAGGUGUGGCAUCCAGAAAAACGUCAUAGGAGUCAUUGGGGGACUCAGCUCUGAUACCUCCUGGUGCAUGGCAAACGUCUUAGGUCUUUUCAAGAUUCCACAGAUUUCAUAUGGUUCAUUUGAACCAGUCAUAAAUUAUGGAACCCAGUUCCCUUCCUUUUACCGCAUGGUCCCCAAUGAAGACCUUCAGUAUCAGGGAAUUAUCCAGUUACUUCUGCAUUUCAGAUGGAAAUGGGUUGGGGUCAUGACUCCAGCUAAUGAAGCUGGAGAACGUUUCUUGCAGAACAUUGAGCGAAUGCUUCUCAAGAAUGGAAUCUGUUCAGCAUUCACAGAAAGAUUUAAACACAAUAUACGUGAUAAUACUAACUUACAAGAAAUGGUGGACAUAAAGAUUUUGUUACCAACUUUCACAACCAGCAGAGCCAAUGCAGUUCUUGUAUAUGGAGAAAGUAGAUUUAUUAUAUGGUUGUCAGUUGCUUUAAGCAUAAUGGAGUUAUCUCAGCUACUAUUUCCCCAAAAGAAGUCACGUGAAGGAAAAGUAUGGAUUACAACUACCCAAAUUGACUUCAUAUUAUAUAGCCUUCAAAAAUUUACUGUUAAUAUACGAAUGUUCCACGGUGCUAUCUCCUUUGCAAUUCACUCCAAGGAGAUUCACAACUUUAAAGACUUUCUUCAGAGUGUAUACCCUCAUUGGACAGACACAGAUGGUUUUAUCCAAGAUUUCUGGGAAGAUGCAUUCAGUUGUUCACUUUCAAACGCCACUCUCUCAACAUCCAACGAUCACAUGUGUACUGGGGAGGAGAUGCUGCAGAGCCUCCCUGCACCAUAUUUUGAAAUGAGCAUGACUGGGCACAGCUACAGUAUUUAUAAUGCUGUCUACGCUUUGGCACAUGCCUUAAAUAGCAUGCACUUGGCUGGAAUCAUCCGCAACAGAAGAGAUGCUAAGGGAAAACUCUUUCCUUGGUAUGCAGAUCCUUGGCAGCUCCACUCAUUCCUGCAGAGAAUCUCAUUCAACAACAGUGCUGGGGAUGAAAUUGCAUUAAAUGAAUAUGGAGAGUUAGCAGCUGGCCUUGAUAUUACCAACUUGGUCACUUUCCCAAAUAGAUCAUACAUCAGAGUCAAAGUGGGAAGGCUGGAUCCUCAGGCCCCUCCUGGCAAAGAGCUCACCAUUAAGGAGGACGGAAUGAAAUGGCACAGAGACUUCACUCAGGUGCCACCGCUUUCUCUAUGUAAUGCCAACUGCCUUCCUGGUUAUGGGAAGAAAAAGAAGGAGGGGAAGAAGUUUUGCUGCUAUGAUUGUGAUCCAUGUCCAGAAGGAAUGAUUUCAAAUGAGAAAGAUAUGGAAACAUGUGUCAGUUGCCCAGCAGAUCAGUAUCCAAACAGCGGCCAGGAUCUAUGCAUUCCUAAGAUUCCAAACUUCCUAGCCUUUGAUGAAACCUUGGCCAUUGUUUCAUCUUCCUCUGCACUUUUAUUCUCUCUAAUCACAAUUCUGGUGCUCAGCAUCUUCAUUAAGCAUCGUAAUACAGCCAUAGUCAAAGCCAACAACCGAAGCCUCACCUAUGGUCUCCUUAUUGCCCUCCUCUUGUGUUUCCUCUCUUCUUUGCUGUUUAUCGGAAAACCUAAUAUGGUGACUUGCCUUCUCCGACAAACUGCUUUUGGCAUUGUCUUCUCUGUGGCCCUCUCCAGCGUCUUAGCCAAAACCAUAUUGGUGGUUUUGGCUUUCAUGGCUACCAAACCAGGAUCCAAUAUGAGGAAAUGGGUAGGCAAAGAACUGGCUUAUUCCAUUGUCUUUUCCUGCUCCAUUGUUCAAGUAGGAAUCUGUGUCCUCUGGCUGGCAACCUCUCCGCCAUUCCCAGAUGUGGACAUGCACUCAAUGACGGAAGAAAUCAUAUUUCUAUGUAAUGAAGGGUCAGUCUCCAUGUUCUAUUGUGUUUUAGGCUACAUGGGCUUCCUGGCCACUAUCAGCUUCACGGUGGCCUUCCUAGCCAGGAAGUUGCCUGACACUUUCAACGAAGCCAAGUUCAUCACCUUCAGCAUGCUGGUCUUCUGCAGUGUUUGGCUCUCCUUCAUUCCAACCUACCUGAGCACCAGAGGAAAAUACAUGGUGGCUGUGGAGAUCUUCUCCAUCUUUGCCUCUGGUGCUGGGUUACUGGCUUGCAUUUUCACUCCUAAAUGCUACAUUAUUGUGUUGAGGCCUGACCUAAACAACAGAGAGCAGCUAACACAAAGAAAGGUAUAA
Podarcis muralis (Common wall lizard) is the source of this 2664-nucleotide messenger RNA. Lineage: Eukaryota; Metazoa; Chordata; Lepidosauria; Squamata; Lacertidae. The record is from RefSeq and is a predicted model, not a curated record.